Molecule: messenger RNA, 1165 nt
Organism: Mercurialis annua (annual mercury)
Lineage: Eukaryota; Viridiplantae; Streptophyta; Magnoliopsida; Malpighiales; Euphorbiaceae
Product: glucose and ribitol dehydrogenase-like
Exons: 4
Coding region: 142-1029 (295 amino acids)
Molecular function (GO): oxidoreductase activity
Source: RefSeq, a predicted model, not a curated record
ACCUGUAGUCCGCCAAUGUCGCUGAUCAUAUGUAAACACAUACACUGAUCCUUCAAAACUACAAAUUAUUAGCUUCCCCAUCUUGAAACUCACCGGAAAACACAGUUUCUGCUGAUAACAAAAAACCGCAGCGUAGUAAGAAUGGCUGCAGGUGAUGGUACAAAAUUUCCUCCUCAAAAACAAGAAACACAGCCUGGGAAAGAGCAUGAAAUGGAUCCCAUCCCUAGCUAUGCGCCUCUGUCCGAUUACAAACCAUCCGAUAAGCUUCAGGGGAUGGUGGCGCUAGUGACCGGAGGUGACUCCGGCAUCGGAAGGUCAGUGUGCCACUUUUUUGCACUGGAGGGUGCAACUGUGGCGUUCACGUACGUGAACAAACAGGAGGAUAAAGAUGCAGCGGAGACGCUUGAACUGCUGAGGAAGAGCAAGGGUGGUGAUGCUAAAGAGCCGAUGGCGAUUGCAAUGGAUUUGGGGUUCGAUGAGAAUUGUAAGAAAGUGGUUGAUGAAGUGGUCGGAGCAUUUGGCCGGAUUGAUAUUCUUGUGAACAAUGCGGCUGAGCAAUAUAAGGCUGCUUCUGUGGAGGACAUUGAUGAGGAGAGGCUUGAAAGAGUUUUCAGAACUAAUAUUUUCUCACAUUUCUUCAUGACCAGACAUGCUUUGAAGCAUAUGAAAGAAGGAAGUUCUAUAAUAAACACAACAUCAAUCAAUGCAUACAAAGGAAACGCAAAGUUGCUCGAUUACACAUCAACUAAAGGAGCAAUUCUGGCGUUCACCAGAGGACUUGCUUUGCAGCUAGUAAGCAGAGGAAUUCGGGUCAAUGGUGUGGCUCCGGGACCUAUCUGGACUCCGUUGAUACCGGCUUCAUUCAACGAGGAAGAAGUGGCUAACUUUGGAAAACAGGUUCCGAUGCAAAGAGCCGGCCAGCCAAAUGAGGUUGCGCCUUCUUAUGUUUUUCUUGCUUGUAACCAGUGCUCUUCUUACAUCACUGGCCAAGUACUUCACCCUAAUGGUGGCUACAUUGUUAAUGGCUGAAGUAUAUCUACAAGAGAAAGUCAUGUUUCUGUGCUAUUGAGUUGCUAGACUGUUAUAUUUGACUGGCAAAAUGUAUUUUUGAGUCCAUGUACUUGUCUACUUUGUGGUAUUGAAUCCGUUAUUUUCAUUUUGUCAA